Molecule: messenger RNA, 1381 nt
Organism: Arachis stenosperma
Lineage: Eukaryota; Viridiplantae; Streptophyta; Magnoliopsida; Fabales; Fabaceae
Product: dof zinc finger protein DOF2.4-like
Exons: 2
Coding region: 159-1148 (329 amino acids)
Biological process (GO): regulation of DNA-templated transcription
Molecular function (GO): DNA binding; DNA-binding transcription factor activity
Source: RefSeq, a predicted model, not a curated record
CAUCUCUUCAUUCCUCCUAAGCUUCUCUCCCUCUCUCUUCAAUUCAAUGCUCCUUUUUCCCUUUCUUUCUUUCUUUCUUGCCUCUGGUAUUCCCUUAGUGUGAUUCUCCACCAUCAAACUUUAUAAAAAGAAAUAUCAUAAAAAGGAUUUCAACCACCAUGGUUUUCUCUUCUAUUCCAGUCUAUGUAGAUCCUCCCAAUUGGCAGCAGCACCCGAAUCACCAUCAAGCAAAUGUAAAUGAUAAUCCUCACUUACUUCCGCCGCUACCCCCACAGGUUCAGGCAGGACCUGUGGGAGGAGGUGGCACAAUUGCUGGCUCGAUCAGACCUGGGUCAAUGGCUGAUCGAGCCAGACUAGCAAAGAUACCACCUCCAGAGGCUGCCCUCAAGUGUCCACGUUGCGAUUCGACGAACACCAAGUUCUGUUACUUCAACAAUUACAGCCUGUCUCAGCCCCGCCACUUCUGCAAGGCCUGUAGGCGUUACUGGACAAGAGGUGGCACUCUGAGGAACGUUCCGGUGGGCGGUGGUUGCCGCCGUAACAAGAAGAACAAGAGGAGUAGUAGCCGCUCGAAAUCUCCACCAAACAAUAACAAUGAAAAGCAACAAUCUUCGAGUGCAAUUCCUUCAAACAACAUCCCUCCUCCUCAUGAGCUUAUUGGUCAUCAACCACCAAACCUUCCUUUCAUGGCUUCUCUCCAGAAUCAUCUUAGCCGCUAUGGAGUUGCUUCAAACAUGGGUCUGAGCUUAACGGAUCAUCAUCAUCCUCAGAUGGGGUAUGUUGGUAAUUCUGCUUCUGCUAUAGCUGCAAGUAAUGGAGUAGUAGUGGAUCAGUGGCGGCUGCAGCAGUUUCCGUUCUUAAACGGUUUUGAUUCGAAUUCUUCUUCAGCUGCAGUAGCAUCAUCAAUAUCAUACCCUAACACUUUUCAUCAUGAAAAUGAUCAAGGUUCUUCAGGCUUGGUUGACAUAGCUGGAAAUUCUAGGGUUAAUAAUCAGAUGCAACCACCAGUGAAAAUGGAAGAAAACGGAUCAAGACCAACAACAACAACAACAACCAACUUGAAUGUCUCUCAUCAUCAAUACUAUUCUUGGAACACUGAUAUGUCAGCUCUAGCUGCUUCUUCUUCCACUCCUCAUAAUCUCUUAUAACUUUGGAUAUGUAAACCUACCUCUUCAUGCUCAUGAAUCAACCAAGAAAAUUAAUGCAAACAAAUGGUAGUAAUUUCUGGUCAUUAUUCAUUCUGUUUAUUUUAUGUUUUUUUCUUUUUAAUUUAAUUGAGUCGAGUAAUUUCUGUACUACUACAUAUAUAUGGGGCUUGAUGUGUUUUUAUUUUGUAUAAUUAUUAUUAUUAUUAUUAACUCUGUUUGUGUGUGUGUGUGUG